AUGAACACUGCUGGUGGGGUGUGUCUGUCUGUGCUGUCCUCUCUCCUGGCCGUGGCUGGGGCCCUGGCUGCUGUGUCUGCCCUCGCUCUAGCUCCUCUCUCUGCCCUGGCUGAGGCUGCCUAUGGGGCUGCCGAUGGCAUCCCCAGCACUGGGGCAGAGGGGGCCCCCUCACCCAUCUCUGCACCAUGCUCCAGCCUUGUAGCUGGGGUGCUCUAUGGGUCUUUCUCCCUAAGGGAGCUGUUUCCCUCCAGGGCGCCGGGCUGUUCUUGGUCCCUGGAAAACCCCGAUCCCACCAAGUACUCCCUCUACCUCCGCUUCACCCGCCACCCUAUCAUCUGCCGGACACAUUCCCCUAUGCUCCUCUCUCUUGAUCACCACCUGGCCAAUCAAAGCUGUCCCCUUCAUUUACAGUCGGCCACAGCCAGGGAUCAGGAAGUCAUCGAUCUCUGUGGCAGCCAAUCGAACUCAGAUGGACCUUACUCCUUCCUACAGUUUGAUAAGAACUUUGUCCAACUAUGUCUAACGAGACAUCCAGCUGCUGAUGAGCCUCAGGUAGCCAAGGAAUUGCUAGAGCUGAGACUGGUAGAGGUGUUACUCAUCAAUAACGAGAACUCCAGUCAGUUUACCUGCGGCGUGCUCUGCCGGUGGUUUGAGGAGUGUUUACGCACGGGACACAAUGGGGAUCAGGAGGUUUCUGAUGGGGACGGUUGCGGGAUGACCCAGACAGGAUGUAUCUGUCCAAACCACAACAUCAUGGCACCACCUAUUCCGUUGCUCCCGGAGACACCCCACAGUUUCAGCAAUGGUUCGCUGGUUCCUGAUGACUGCUGUGUCACUGAGCUGCAUUCCAAUGAUGCAAUCGCCAUAGCACCCAGAGACGUCCGACAAGAUCCAUACGAUGACGAUCUGAAGGUGAAGACCCAAAGACCACGGUCAGCUGACCAGCCAGGUGUGUUUCAGGCACAAACAGGUGACCCUGCAGCAGAGGAGUGGUCACAGUGGAGCGUGUGUUCGCUCACAUGUGGACAAGGCUGGCAAGUGAGGACACGGUCAUGUGUUUCUUCUCCUUAUGGGACGCUGUGCAGCGGCGCCCUGAGGGAAACACGUAUGUGCAACAACACCGCUUCCUGUCCAGGUGAACCUGGGAUCACAGGCUCAGUGCAUGGGCUGUGGGAGGAGUGGUCGUCAUGGAGUCUGUGCUCUGUGACCUGUGGGCGGGGCUCCAGGACGCGAACCAGGAAAUGUGUGAACGGAGGUGGGGCCGUGGCUUGUGGACGGCCCGAGAUUCAGACCAAACUCUGCAACAUAGCAGUGUGUCCUGUGGAGGGCCAGUGGUUGGAGUGGGGGCCGUGGUCGAAAUGCAGUGUGACUUGUAACACGGGAACCCAGCAGAGACAGAGGCGCUGCAGUGCAUCGGUGCACGGCUGGGCCGAAUGUAAGGGCCCCCAUCAGGAGAGCAGAGAAUGCACCAACCCUUCAUGCAGCGGUGGAGGUAACUGGGGCAGCUGGAACCACUGGAGUCUCUGCAGCAAGACGUGUGACUCGGGUUGGCAGCGUCGCUUCAGGAUGUGCGAGGGAACUGGUGUACAGGGUUACCCCUGCGAUGGCUCAGGAGAGGAGGUCCGGUCCUGCAAUGAGAAGAAGUGCCCUGCUCCUCAUGAGAUUUGCAAAGACGAGCACCUUCUCUCUAUGUCGUGGAAGAGAGCCUCAGCUGGAGAAACUGUCUACAACAAGUGUCCAACUAACGCCACUGGAUCUGCUAGUCGUCGUUGCAUGCUGGACAAUAAUGGAGUUGCUUUCUGGGGUCCUCCGAGCUUCGCCAGAUGCGUCUCACUUGAAUAUAGAUAUUUACAUUUAUCUUUACGAGAGCAUCUCGCGAAGGGUCAGAGGACCCUGGCUGGGGAGGGCAUGUCUCAGAUCGUAAGGAGUCUCCUGGAGCUCUUGCAGAGGAGGAGCUACUACAGUGGCGACCUUCUCUUUUCCACGGAGAUCCUGCGAAAUGUGACGGACACCUUCAAAAGAGCAACCUACAUCCCAGCUCCCGACGACGUGCAGAAAUUCUUCCAGAUUGUCAGUCACAUGUUGGACAUGGAAAACCUGGAGAAAUGGGAGGAUGCUCACCAGGUCGCUCCCGGUGCCGCUUUGCUGAUGAGGAUAUUAGAGGAUUUCAUUCACCUCAUAGGAGAAGCCCAGAAGCCUUUUCAGAGUUUUCUAGUGGUUACAAACAACCUCAUGAUAACCAUCCAACGAGAGCCGGUGUCAGCCGUUUCCAGUGACAUCAACUUCCCCAUGAAGGGCCGCAGAGGGAUGAAGGACUGGGCCAGAACAGCAGAGGACAAGCUCUACAUCCCUAAAGAGGUCUUCACAGUCCCUACAGAAGAGACAGAGACGGACUCGGAGUCUACAAUGUACUAUGUCAUUGGGGCCAUUUUGUACCGGACGUUGGGUGUCAUCUUACCUCUGCCAAAUCCACCAGCGGUGAUCAACUCCAAGAUCCUGACGGUGACAGUACGACCGGAACCACAACCCAGCGAGCCCAUGGUGGUGGUGGAGCUGUCGCCGCUUAUGAAUGGUACAUCAGAUCCUCAGUGCGUUGUCUGGGACUAUGGCAACCCGGAAGCUGGCGCAGAAAACUGGGGCACAGAAGGCUGCCAAACGCUCGCAUCAACCACUGUCCACACCAAAUGCCUGUGCAGCAGGAUAUCCACCUACGCCGUGUUAGCUCAGCAAGCUAAAGACCCGGACAUGGGUCCUACCAGCAUGCCCUCUGUGCCCCUCAUGGUGGGCUGUGGGGUUUCCUGUACAGCCCUGCUCAUCCUGCUGCUAAUCUAUGCUGCCUUCUGGAGGUAUAUCCGUUCGGAGAGAUCGAUCAUCUUGGUGAAUUUUUGCCUCUCCAUCCUGGCGUCCAAUUUAUUGAUUUUGGUGGGACAAUCUCAAACGCUUAGCAAGGGCCUCUGUACUGUGACUGCUGCCUUCCUGCAUUUCUUCUUCUUGGCGUCCUUCUGCUGGGUGCUGACAGAGGCAUGGCAGUCCUACCUGGCCGUCAUUGGCAAAAUGAGGUCACGACUCAUUCGCAAGCGCUUUCUGUGCCUCGGCUGGGGUCUUCCAGCCCUCGUUGUAGCAGUGUCGGUGGGUUUCACCAGAGCAAGAGGUUACGGCACAGCCAGCUAUUGCUGGUUAUCCCUGGAGGGCGGUCUGCUUUAUGCCUUUGUUGGGCCUGCUGCUGUCAUUGUGUUGGUGAAUAUGCUCAUUGGAAUUGUGGUGUUUAACAAGCUCAUGUCUCGAGACGGCAUCUCAGACAAGUCUAAAAAGCAGCGAGCGGGUGUCCCAGCGGAGGCGCGUAGCCGACUGCUCCUGAAAUGCUCCAAGUGUGGCGUGAUCUCGAGCACCGCUCUGUCCAGCUCGACUGCCAGCAGCGCCAUGGCGUCUCUGUGGAGCUCCUGUGUGGUUCUUCCUCUGUUAGCAUUAACCUGGAUGUCAGCAGUGUUGGCCAUAACCGACCGACGCUCCACGCUCUUCCAGGUCCUUUUCGCCGUCUUUGAUUCUGUCCAAGGCUUUGUCAUCAUCACCGUCCACUGUGCAAUGCGCCGAGAGGUGCAGGAUGCAGUGCGCUGUCGGAUGGGGGGAUGUAAAGACGACAGCGAAAACUCACCAGACUCUUGCAAGAAUGGACAGGUGCAGAUCAUGAAAUGUCCAAAUGUGAGCUACUGUGGACAACAGUGCGGUUCUCUGCGUUACGGCACAUCCCCGUGCCUCUCGGCUUCCCACUCACAGGCAUUCCCACCGUCGUGCCACCAGGCAUGCCAGGGCCAGGGCUGUCACCACAGUCUGCCCCGCAGCAACCACAACCCUGGGCUAGACUACACCCAAGCCCUCAGCCACGCAUAUGAGCAUACCCCCAUCCUGAACAAUACCCACAACCAUGCUCAUAACCAUAAUCACGUCCACAACCACAUCAGCAGCCAACCAACGGAUUUUGAGAAGGACGUGGACUUGGCAUGUCAAACAGAGAGAGGACACCCAUUCAUUUUCAAGGAGGUCAACACCUGUAACCCAGCCACCAUCACUGGGACCCUUUCCCGUAUCUCGCUGGAUGAUGAGGAUGAUCCCAAGCUGGCGGCCCAUCAAGAGGGGGGAGUUGGAGUCAACUUCAGCUCCCUCCCUGGGAACAUUCCCCCUCCCAACCUCAUUGUACAGGUUCCACCCCUUGGAGGUCUCAAUGAGCUGAGUGAGACGCCCCUAAAGAAGGAGGUGAAUGUGGAUCAGCAGAGGCAGCAGGGGCAGCAGCGCAGCGGCGCUCCAAUCUACCUGUGCACCGAGAGUGGCCUGGGCUGGGCGCGGCCGCCCGCUUCCUCCAACAAUUCCCAGGAUGGAAGCGCUGGAAGCGGAGGAGGAGGGGGAGGAAGUGGGGGAGGAGGGGAGGGAGACUACAUGGUCUUACCUCGUAGGACGGUCAGUCUCAAACCUCCAGCACCCUCCUCCCAAGGAGGAGGCCUGGGACUGGGGGGCGAGGACAAGCCUCUCAACAUCGCGGUGGAGGAUCCUCCCUUCCCUCCACCUCCCUCUCCCCUGACCCUCCACCCAGCUGAGAGCGAGGCCUACCCAGCGGAUUUUGUGCCGUCCAGUGUGGGCGACAUGAACAUCACCAUGAACCUCAACCGCUCCUAUGGGACGAUCAAAACCAUGCCCCACGGGCACGGCCACAUGGUGGCUCAGGGUGGUCUUGUACACUCCCACGGAGGACACAUGCACUCCCACGGGCAUUCGCUCCAACUGAAGCCGGGCCAGAGGCCAUCGGUCCGACAGAUUCUGACGGGGGGCACUACAGUGGAGAGAACCAGGACCCUGCCACGCAACCUGGGCAGUACCAACGCCAACACCAGCCUCUCAGCAGGAUCCCUGGAGAGGAAAAGAGUACGGUACUCUGAGCUGGACUUCGAGAAAGUGAUGCACACUCGCAAAAGACAUUCUGAGCUGUACCAUGAGCUCAACCACUCGUCCAAGUUCCACACCAUAGACAGGUAUAACAGGGACGCAGCCAUGUCCACAUUCAAGAGGGAAAAGCGAUGGAGCAUUUCGUCUGCCGGAGGUGAAAAGAACUCGUCGAGUGACAAGUCAACCCCAGAGGACCAGAGCUCCUGGGACAGCUUCAAGACCAUGACCCCUGAGCUGUCCAUCGUGCCUGGGGAGCAGAAGGACCGGAUGGAGCUGCACAAUAAGAACUGGGACUCCUCCUCUGCUAACACACCCGAUUCGUCCGAGGGAGACUUCCAGACUGAAGUGUGAAGACACGCUGAUGUAGACACACUCACUUGAAUACACACUCUCUCAUCCCAAGAUACGGUACAGAUGCACACAGAGAUACUGAACUUCUGAAAAGCUAUACAUAAGUACAUGAUUUUUGGCAAAGAUCUCACACACUCUCCCCGUCUCCUCCAAUGUGC
Toxotes jaculatrix (banded archerfish) is the source of this 5444-nucleotide messenger RNA. It is a transcript of the gene adgrb2, whose product is annotated as adhesion G protein-coupled receptor B2. Gene Ontology annotation, biological process: G protein-coupled receptor signaling pathway; cell surface receptor signaling pathway; negative regulation of angiogenesis. Gene Ontology annotation, molecular function: G protein-coupled receptor activity. Gene Ontology annotation, cellular component: plasma membrane. NCBI's taxonomy places the organism in Eukaryota, Metazoa, Chordata, Actinopteri, Toxotidae. The transcript is spliced from 35 exons. Bases 1 to 5286 code for a protein of 1761 amino acids. The record is from RefSeq and is a predicted model, not a curated record.